Messenger RNA from Funneliformis geosporum, 309 nucleotides. The record is from the annotation of a GenBank genome assembly. NCBI's taxonomy places the organism in Eukaryota, Fungi, Glomeromycota, Glomeromycetes, Glomerales, Glomeraceae.
AUGUCGAUGAAUUCACAAAUAUUUAUUGUGGUGGUAACUGGGUUGACAACCGGGCAAUUAAUAGUAGAAUUCAUACGUUCCAUACCUGUCUAUUAUACGCAUCAUCAAAUUCUUGUUCAUUCACCAAGAAUUUCAAUCAAGGAUGAUGAUCUACCGUCUGCUACAUUAGCUGAAUCAACGGACAAAUUUUAUGAUUACACUGUGCUUCAACCACAAAGUUUUGUAAUCGAAAAUGUAAAUAAUGCCGUUUAUCAUGAAAUACCCAACAAUUAUGUUGAAUCAGAGCGACAUAGUCUCGAAAAGAAAUGA